Messenger RNA from Zygosaccharomyces rouxii, 681 nucleotides. It is a transcript of the gene SOD2, whose product is annotated as superoxide dismutase SOD2. The transcript has a single exon. Lineage: Eukaryota; Fungi; Ascomycota; Saccharomycetes; Saccharomycetales; Saccharomycetaceae. The coding region runs from base 1 to 681 and encodes 226 amino acids. Gene Ontology annotation, cellular component: mitochondrion. The record is from RefSeq and is a predicted model, not a curated record. Gene Ontology annotation, biological process: superoxide metabolic process. Gene Ontology annotation, molecular function: metal ion binding; superoxide dismutase activity.
AUGUUUGCAAGAAACGUUAGUGCUACUCUACGCCAAACCCCUAGAUUUAUCACUAAGAGAACAAAGGUCACCUUGCCCGAGCUGGACUGGGAUUUUGGUGCCCUUGAACCUCACAUCUCUGGUCAAAUCAAUGAAUUGCACUACACCAAGCACCACCAAACCUACGUGAACGGUUUCAACACUGCAUUGGACCAAUUAGCAGAAUUGACUUCAUCCAUUGAGAAGGACCCAAAUCCAAAGACCGCUAAGAAGAUCCUUGGUGUUCAACAAAAUUUGAAAUUCCACGGUGGUGGUUACACCAACCACUGUCUAUUCUGGAAGAAUUUGGCACCUGCUUCUCAAGGUGGUGGUGAACCACCAACUGGUGCAUUGGCCGAGCAAAUCAAGCAACAAUACGGUUCUUUGGAAAAGUUGCAAAAGGUCACUAACGCCUCUUUGGCAGGUGUUCAAGGUUCCGGUUGGUCCUUCAUCGUCAAGGAUUUGGACAACGGUGGUAAGUUGGACGUUGUUCAAACCUAUAACCAAGACAGUGUCACUGGUAACCACGUUCCACUAGUGGCCAUUGACGCUUGGGAACACGCUUACUACUUGCAAUACCAAAACAGAAAGGCAGAAUACUUCAGUGCCAUCUGGAACGUUAUCAACUGGAAGGAAGCUGCCAAGAGAUUUGAAAGUGCUUAA